Messenger RNA from Rotaria socialis, 2523 nucleotides. The record is from the annotation of a GenBank genome assembly. NCBI's taxonomy places the organism in Eukaryota, Metazoa, Rotifera, Eurotatoria, Philodinida, Philodinidae.
AUGUCUUUCGUCAUUGAUGACGAUUGGUCACAAAGAAUGGCAAGUAUUCAAGAACGCUAUGUUCCACCACCACCGCCCAUGCCCAUGUUCAUUCCAUCCAGCUCCACCAACAAUCAAGCAUAUGCUCAUCCGACAAGGCCAAGUGUUCCUGUCACAGUAACACACGAAACACGGAUACUCGAGUCUCUAGUCGUGAAACUCUACCGUCAAUAUGAUUAUCCCGAAUUAGAUGCAUUUGCGACAGAGUUAGUAACAACGAAUAAGUAUACAUUCAUCGAGAACAAAGAAUGUUCUACCCUUCAACUGUAUGCAAUCAAAUCCACAAGCAAACCAAUCGAUUUAAGUAAUGUGACUAGUCGAAAGUCGUACAAGCCAAGUUUAUUCACGCGCAAAAACGAUAAAUUUGGGCCGUGGAAUUAUAACUUUCUCCUAAACUUAUUAGAAAUUGAAUACGAAGCAGACAAUAAUCAAGAAUUUCCACCAAUAUGGCGAACUAACACAAAUACAGAAGUGAAGUGCGAAAUUGUACCGCAAAAGGAACACAGAGCUCGAACAUCCUUUACAGCAAAUACAAGUGAUAGUGAAGUAGACAAUGUGACGUUGUUGGGUACACUCAUACAGAUUUGUCGACAAAAUCGAUGUGAUGAAAGCGAUGCUCAGCUCUGGUUAAAGAACCUCAAAGAGGAAAACAUCAAUACGCUUGAACACCUUCGAAAUGCUGUCACCAAUGAUAGUAUGUGGGAAAAAGUAUCUUCAAUCAAGAUCAUGGUAAAAGAAAUGAUUCGUGACUUUUUGCAAUUGAACGCUGCCGCUCACACUUUCAUUCAAACAAAAAAUCCAUACAUACAAUCCAAGGCAACUUUGCUCGGUGAUAUUCAUCGUGUACGUCGUUAUUUUCACUACAUAAACAAUACAUUAGAUAAUCUUUCACAUCUCGAUCCUGAUGCUGUGAAUCUAGCUAUUGCCGAGGUUCGACGAACUUAUGAUGACGAUGGCAAUGUACUUAACAACAUACAUAACUAUUUAUGCACGUUUUGUCUAAAGAAUGCUAUACCAUCACCGGAAGAACAUGAACGACAACGUCGUGAAUGGAAAAAACAAUUAAUCGCAGCGGAAAGUACAUUGAAAACGAAGAAACAGGAAAUUGCUGAGAAACAACCAAAAUUGGAUGAGCUUGCAUUAGAAUUGAAAACAUUAGAUUUGCGCUGUACAAAUCUUAACUAUUUGGACAAGACAGUUAACCAAGAGGCAGAAGCUUUCUUGAGAAAACCUAGUAACAUACCUUUUGAGACGAUUCAUUCACGAUCUCAGAAGCACCAAGAAGCCACAAAGAAGAAGAGCGACCACGAAAAAAAGAAAGCGAACGCUUCAACUGACUUAGCGCAGCGACAGCUCUGGUACAAUGCACUCAGUGAAAAUCUAACGAUCGUGAAGGAGGCAAUCAUUAACUAUGAGAAGACAAUUGCAGGUCUCAAAGCGUUUCUUCAGCUCGACCUAAGAGAUGAACAUGGUAAACUUAUGGUAAAAUUUGGACGGGGCCUAUUGCUUUACGGUCCACCAGGCACUGGCAAAUCUGAACUGCUCAAGAGAGUGGCCAUCUAUGCUGGCAUUACGAUGACAACCAUAGCCCUGGCUGCCGGCGAGUUGAAUCGACCGUAUGUGGGCGAAACGGAAAAAUUGCUCAUUGAUAUUAUGUCUCGAGCGAACACGAUUCCAUAUUUGAUUUGUGCAAUGACAAUUGAUGAAAUUGAUGGUCUCGUACCAAAACGAGACAACAAUGCUCAACAAUCGAAAGUGGACGGUAUCAGUGUGCUUCUUUCGCACAUCGAAGGAGUGAAGAACAUACCAAACUUGAUCAUUUUCGGUGCCACGAAUCGACGAAAUAUGAUGGACGAAGCAAUACUUCGUCGAAUACAAGUAAAAUGUUUCGUUGGCCGGCCGUCACCCGAAAUUCGGAAGAAAAUGCUUCGUCCCCUACUCAUGAAAGAUUCACAUACGUUUACGAAUCAACGGCUAGACCUUUUGGUUAAAAUAACAAUGAAUUUCAGUGGUGCAGCAGUUGGUGCUCUCAAGUCGAGUCUCAUCGUGGCUCUGGAUACUAAAUCGCAGCUAACCGAUGAUCAAAUACUCAGUUUGGCCAAUAAUGCCGCUAGGGAGUUUAGUUGUUGGUUCGGCAUUGGCACAUUGCCCGAAGCAGCUCGUACGCAACCAAAUUUUCUUGCAUCACAUGAUAACGAAGACUUUAGCCUUAAGCUGGUUGAUCUUGCACCAACUGGUCGAAUUCUUAUUGACCUGCAAGAUCGUUCGUGCGUCAUUGAACUUACCAAUGACGCGUCCAAAGAAAACAAGUUACAGAACACUGAAACUUCAGUACUUUCAUUACUCUCGCGUUUUGUCAAUGGUUGCCUCAGUCGAAAUGUUGAUUCCAUUCAAAUUAUUGAUCUCAAUUUUCUUACCAAACAAAACGCAUUCGAAGAAAAUCAAAUGUUUGAACUGCUCACCACUACUUUCCUUGGUAAUUAA